Molecule: messenger RNA, 1590 nt
Organism: Aspergillus sclerotioniger CBS 115572
Lineage: Eukaryota; Fungi; Ascomycota; Eurotiomycetes; Eurotiales; Aspergillaceae
Product: glycoside hydrolase family 76 protein
Exons: 4
Coding region: 144-1517 (457 amino acids)
Biological process (GO): fungal-type cell wall biogenesis; carbohydrate catabolic process
Molecular function (GO): mannan endo-1,6-alpha-mannosidase activity
Source: RefSeq, a predicted model, not a curated record
UGCUGUGCUGCUGGCCUGCUGCUGCUGCUUAGUGUUUCCAUGCCAUCCUGACUUCUCUCGUUCUUCCCCAUCUGUUCCUGCUGGCCAGUCUUGACCGACCCUCACUUCCACACUCGUUUUGCACCCACCCCCCAUAUUCCGUCAUGCGCCUAUUUCGAGAUUUUCUCCAUGGGGGGUUGUUCCUUAACACCAUUCUCUUUUCCCAGCUCUCCCGCGCCAUCGACCUCGACAUUAGCAGUACCAGUUCCCUCAAAGAUGCCGCCAGUCAGUCAGCCUACGGGUCCAUGACCUGGUAUCAUGGAAACGAAACCGGCCAAAUUCCCGGCGCCUUCCCCACUAAGUGGUGGGAGGGUAGUGCCCUGUUCAUGAGUUUGCUCCUCUACUGGUAUUACACCGGAGACAGUACCUACAAUGCCGAGGUCAGGCAAGGCAUGCAAUGGCAGGCCGGUGAUUGCGAUUACAUGCCCAACAACUACAGUAGUUACUUGGGUAACGAUGAUCAAAUGUUCUGGGGUCUUGCUGCCAUGACCGCCGCCGAGAUCGAAUUCGCCGAUAGCUCCUCCGGAUAUUCCUGGCUCGCCUUGGCCCAGGGCGUCUACAACACCCAAAUCGAUCGAUGGGACACCAAGACUUGUGGCGGUGGUCUGCGCUGGCAGAUCUGGCCCUACGAAGCCGGUUAUGAUAUGAAGAACUCCAUCUCCAACGGAGGCCUGUUCCAGCUCGCAGCCCGCCUGGCCCGGUACACAUCUAACGACACCUACGCCGACUGGGCGGAGACAAUCUUUGAUUGGGCUGCCUCGACUCCAUUGCUGAACAACCAGACAUGGAAUGUUGCCGACUCGACCGACGUCGAUAAUGGUUGCACGACUCAGGGUAACAACCAGUGGUCUUACAACUACGGCACGUUCUUGAUGGGGGCCGCAUACAUGUACAACUAUACUGGAAAGGCGAAAUGGAAGACCGCGGUGGACGGCCUCCUGAACGUGACACUCGACACAUUCUUCCCGGCGUCAUACGGUGGAAACAUCAUGUCGGAGGUUCUCUGCGAACCGGCCGAGGUGUGUAACGACAAUGAAAUUCUCUUCAAGGGUCUCGUCACCGGGUGGCUUGGAUUUGUGGCUCUGGUUGUUCCGUCGACGUACGAUACCAUUCUGCCGAAGCUGCAGGGGUCUGCAGUAGCCGCCGCAGCCUCCUGCACCGGAAUGAACAACAACACUUGUGGUGUGCGCUGGUACCCGAAAAAGUGGGAUGGAUGGAAUGGAAUGGAGGAGGAAAUCGCCGUCACCAAUGUCCUGUCCUCCGCUUUAGUCAACACCAAGAAGACCGCCCCCGUGACCUCGAGUACGGGAGGAAACAGUACCAGUGACCCGAACGCCGGCACGGGCGAUAAUACCGGGUCCGACUCAGACAGCCUAUCCGCGAUCACUACGGGAGACAAGGCGGGCGCCUCCAUCCUGACCAUUGCGUUCGUGGGCAUGUGGGGAGGCAUGAUCGCCUGGAUGGUCAUUGGGGGCUAAGUCAGUGGUCCGAGGGUUGUGUCGGAAAUGAUUCGGUUUAAUGGCUUGCGACUCCUGCAGGAUUGGGUUCUGG